This is a messenger RNA of Harmonia axyridis, 3497 nucleotides long. Its product is annotated as rho GTPase-activating protein 20-like. Bases 913 to 3081 code for a protein of 722 amino acids. Gene Ontology annotation, biological process: signal transduction. Lineage: Eukaryota; Metazoa; Arthropoda; Insecta; Coleoptera; Coccinellidae. The record is from RefSeq and is a predicted model, not a curated record. Gene Ontology annotation, molecular function: GTPase activator activity. The transcript has 12 exons.
UGAAUUCCCUACCGAAUGACAUAUUACCGAACUAAAUAUAAAUAGUGGAAAAUGCGUAAAAUGUCAAUGAUAUUAAAUAUUUGGUAAAUAUUGCAUUAGCCUGCCAUAAGAGGAAUUAAGUGAAAUGAUCUUGGUGAAAAUUAUUUUUUUUUUGGAAAAACUAGAGGCGAUCAGAAUUUGUUGUCGUGGUUCUACACCUUAGAAUAACAAUUUUUCAGUUCUCCAUAUUAUUGAAGACGAGCUAUGCAGUGGUCAAAGAUUGUAUAUAAGGAAAAUUUUGUGAUAAAUCCAAACAUGGUAAUUUGUUCCAACCAUUUCACUGAUGAUUAUUUUGACCGAACUUCAGCCUAUGUGAUCAGAUUACAACAAAAUGCCGUACCAAAGAUAAUAACUCGAAUGAAACAUGUUCAUACUUACAAUGCUGUUAUAUCUGAACACAUUUCUGAGCAUGAAAAUUCUGGUAUGUCAUGAAGAAACAUCUCCAAGAGAAAUGGCAUCUACAUCAAUAAAUGCAGAAACACCUCGAAAAAGGAAAAUUGAAGUUUUAAAGAAAGAUAACCUCUUAAAAUCUAUGGAAAUUGGGAAGCUGCAAUUAUUCUGCAAUAUAGAAACAAAAGAAAAGAAAGUUCUCACAAGAUGGGACUUUGCGAGGCGAACUGAGAUACUCUUUUAAACCGGUGAAAGAUUCUGCAUGAUAUGCGAUCGUGAGAUUUGAUUAUCGCCAAACAGUCAGUACGUCAUUCCUGCUUUCUUCAGCAUAAGGGAAUAUCGGUCUGCAUGUCAACACUUUGGCCGAUCAUGGUUUCUUCGAUGACGGAAUCUCGAAAUAGAUACAGCUAAUUGUUGUGUUACUCCAACUGAGCUUACGAUUCAGAAAUAUGAGUUGAUUGUGGUCGUUCCAAUCCUUCCGAAAUGUUCGAUAACUUCAUAACGCGGAUAACGAGUCCCUCGUCCAGAAGAAGGUACACUUAUCACUGUCCGGAUGUGCAUUCAGACCCAGAGGAAAAUAGCGCGCCUCUUACCGCGAGAAAACCUAGGCUGUUGGAAAGGAGAAAGAGGAGCAAAAAGGGACUGCUGGAGACAGGCUUAAGGCAGGCCAGGAGCCUUGGAAGACUAGAUGGAAUCAAGGAGGCUGAGAGACUAGCUGAGUAUGGAAGGAUCCUUGGGGGAUCCCAAACCACCUUGGAUGGAAGGAGGACGGAUUUGCAACGCAUAGAAGAUCUCUUUCCUCAUGAUAAUCUAGGAUUAUAUGACCCUGAACCCACUUCAAUACAUCAUGUUAAAAGCCGAGCCAUGAGGAAAAAAUCCCUGAGCGACUUAACGAAUUUCGACAACAACAACUCCAAAAACUCCCACUGCUCCAGGAUAUUCGUUAUGGAAGCACCAUGUGCUAUGGCCCCCUCAAAUCUACCCAUGAAUGCGAAACCAAGACAUAUAUUCCUCUUCAACGAUGUAUUGUUGGUGGCCAAACCAAGAUCUCCUGGAACUUUCAAACUUAAAGAGCGGGUUAGGAUGUCCGAGAUAUGGCUUCACAGACAUCCAGAAUCGGAAACUGGCUUCCUCCUAGGCUGGCCUUCUCCCGCCAGGACCUACCUUGUUUCCUUCUGCACCCAGGCUGCUCGAGACACCUGGUGGAGGGAAUUGAAACAGGCUCUUUCCACUCAGCUGCGUUUGGAACCUCCAACAACCAACAUCAAGGUCGUCUUCAGAGAUCCCCUCAGUGGCACCGAAUGCUCAAAGACAGUUGGGGUGUUACCUGAGACCAGUUCGGGAGAGUUGAAAUCACAGGUGGCCAGGCUGACUCUGGACGAAACAGGAAAUUCUGAAUGUUCGUUCACACUUUAUGCCAGAGACAGAGACAACGCCCCUUGCGCUCUGAUGGGCUACGAAAGACCGCAUUCCAUCCAGCUGGCGAGGAUAAGACAAUCGAUGUGUGCGGAAGAAGGCUUCGACUUGACGCACUGCAACAACAACAGGAUACCCAGCGAUAUAGUUUUUGAACUAAAGCCAAACAUCAAGGCACCUCCGAGAAAAUCCCAUCUGAAGCUAUUCAGGACAAAGAGCGGUCCAAGGAUAUUCGGAGUUUGCUUAUCGAGACUUUGUACCAACAAUACCUUACCUCCUGUUAUAACAGCCAUCUUGAAAGCUCUAUUUCACAAGGGCCCUCAUGUUCAGGGAAUCUUCCGGAGAUGUGCUUCUGCAAGGGCUCUCAAAGAAUUACGGGAAAAGGUUGACUCUCAAGCUCCGGGAAUUAUAGAAGAAUUGUCCAACAACACUCAUGCCCUCCUGCUGGCAGCCCUUCUUAAAGAGUUUUUAAGGAGCCUUCCUGAGCCUCUCUUGGCAGGAAACACACAAGAAUGGCUAUUCGUAGGAUCAAAUGGAAGAAUCGAUAAACUUAGAAAAUUACUAACAUUACUACCAACAGAAAAUUAUCUCUUGUUGUCUAAUGUUGUCUGUGUCCUGCACAACAUAACUAAGAAGGCCAAAUACAACUUGAUGUCACCUGCUAAUUUAGCGGUGUGCUUGGGACCCAGUCUACUUUGGGAAACCACCCCUAAUUCCCCACUUAGGACGCUUCCUACCCUUGUAGAAACCAUAAUAACCCAAUGCCAAGUAUUGUUUGGAACACAAAUUGUCUCCAUACUGGGAGAAGUUCAAAAUGACAGUGGUGCUGAAGAGUCUGAUAGUUUACAUUCUCUUGGUCUAUCUUUGGACAGUGCCGAAUUGAGUAAAGACCAAAAGUCGCUCAGUAGGGAUUCUGGCCUCACUCUUUCCGAAGAUGACAGAGAAAGUCCAGGACUUAACCUGAGAUCUUACCCCUUCCAACGUCAAGACUGGUCCAGGCAAGCUGCCAGGAUGAGGUCCUUGGAAAAUACCUGGGUAGAAGAUGAGGCUUUCUGUACAUCGAAUGAAAGUCUUUGUAGUCCUCCUAUCCCCCCCAGAAGACAUUUACCACUGAGACAUUUGCCCCCUCAUGUACAUUUACCUCCCCUUUAUAGACCUCCUCCCCCGCCACCCCCUACCUACGCCACUGCUAGACUUAUGCUAGUUACCGAUUCAGAGAGUGAAAGCUAUGUUUGAAAUGCAAAGUAGCCAAUAUUAAUAAAUGAAUUGAAACUGCCAUUAGAAAAAUAACAGAAUUCUUCUGUUGAGUUGCUCAAAAAAACUAAUAUUGUGGGUAACUAAAUAGGUCAGUAAUUACAAUAAAGAACUGAUUUAAAUAAGACAUAUAUUUUCUGAAAGAAUCUGCCGGGUGUGUAUAUAUUGAAUUUCCGGCAAAUGAUAUAUUUAAUAUUCCAAUUUUAUGGAGCCUGUAAAUUUCUGUACAUUUUUGUAUUUUUAAAUAUAAUAUAAAUCCAUGCCAUAACAUGUUCAUUGUAUAAUUUAAUCAGAUAUUUGCCAUGAGAUAGUUGAAUUUACUCUAUACAAAUUUUAUAUUAAUUAGGAUCACCUUUCAAUGUUUUAUCAUUUAUUAUGUAAAUAAAAAAUUCUAUUGA